AGCUAAGGAUAGUUCUAAUUUUGCAGACAUAUAUCGUGUACAAAUAAAACAAAAAGGAGUACAAUAAUGCUAGUAUUAUUUGGCCUCCUAGCGGCCGCCCAUGUUACCAUGGCAACGACAAAAGUUACUGGGACUCACUGGAUAGUGUUUCCAGAUAAGUAUACCCCUGGGGCAUCUCUUCCGCUAACUUUUAAUUUCUAUAACACUUCCGGUGUUGAUAUUUUGGUUCAAGUGGAUCUCAUACGUGACGAUCACCAUCGCGUGGCAACAGUUAGGCAUACAUUCCAGGGAGCAAAAUCUGAAAUAAUUCAACUACAGGUACCAAGCACUGGUGAUGAUCCGUAUACAUACACCGUGCUCAUCAACGGGUUAAGUGGGGUGUAUUUUCAAGAGCACGGGCUUAUCCACUAUGAUUCCGGAUCUAUGCCUGAAAAAUUUGCAAUUCACAUACAGACGGACAAAGGCAUUUAUAAACCUGGGCAGACGGUUCGUUUCCGAACGUUCGGGAUAUCCUCGGACAUGAUGGUAUACAGUGGUGAUUUUAAUAUUACUAUAAGCGAUCCUAAAGGGAACAUGAUGAAAAAGAUGACAAAUGUAUCGGAAUCACAAUGGGGAGUUGUUGAAGACUUCCUCGUCAUGGACACAGAACCAGUUCUAGGAAAAUGGAAAAUUUCAGUCUGGACAAACAAACAUGCGAGUGCACUUGAAGAAAAGUUUUUCACCGUCGACAAAUAUGUGCUACCGAAGUUCGAAGUGAGCGUAGAGUUACCUCCCUUUGUCGUAACCAGGGACAAGGAAAUGCACGGCACUGUUAAAGCAAAAUACACAUAUGGUAAGCCUGUAAUAGGCACAGUAAAGUUAUAUGCUGACAUUGACUACAGCAAUACGCCAUGGAAAUAUCAUGGAGAUGAAGUCAUGGUUGAGGCUGCUUUUGAUAUCAAUGGAGAAGCCAAAUUUACAGUGCCUUUUAGCAGAAUUACAAACGAGGUUGACCCGAAUUCGUUCCAGCCACUUGUAGAAAAACUUGCAGGCUAUCAUCUUCUUAUUAAAGCCUCAGUAACUGAGAGCAUCAACAAUAUAACUAGAAAUGCUUCAUCACAGGUUGUGUUUUAUCAGGAACCGUACAAGAUAAAUUUUGACCACUCAUCCAGCAUGUCAUUCUUCAAACCAGGGCUUCCCUAUGUCGGACACGUUUCACUGACACAAGCAAAUGGUAAUCCAAUCAUUUCAAGCACUGAAGAUGUUCGACUUGUGAGCUAUGUGAAAUUCUAUGACGAAACAUCGCACAGGUACCGAGCCCAGUACCUUACAGAACAGAAAUACUCUCCUCCUUCAACUGGUACGCUUGAAGUGUUCGUAGAUCCACCAGUUAAUGCAACUUCUCUCCAUUUAGAAAUAUUUUACCAAGGCCUAUCCGACACCCUGAAUGUUAACAAACCAUACUGGUUACUAGAUGAGGGAAACAUACAAGUGUCCCAAAACUCCAGCAACAUCGUGGUAGGACAGGACGCUUAUUUCAACGUGAAACGGUCAGAUGGUAUCAGCCAUAUUCCAAUAUUUUACGCUGUUAUCGCUAACGAUCGUAUGGUUCACAACGGCUAUCUGUUCGAUAAUGGAUCCAGUACGCUGCAUAUCACGUUCUCUGUGUCAGAUAUAAUGAAGCCCUACGGAAAACUGAUUGCCUAUUAUUUCGACACGGACUUUUGGAAUGCUGACGCUAUUUAUUUCGACGUUAAAGAAGAUGCUAAUAAAUUCAAAAACAAGGUUGCUUUGUCAUUUGACAAAAAUCAAGCAGAACCAGGGGAGAAUGUAAGGUUGUCCAUCACAAGUGAUCCCCAAUCGAUGGUUAACCUUCUUGCGGUUGACCAGAGCGUGCUGUUACUAGCUUCCGGAAAUGACGUCACACAAGCGGAUGUUAUUUCUUCGUUGAAAUUAAAGUCUCACUCGUCAUCAGAUUCGAGUGAACUCCAUGACCCGAAACGAGUUCUCAAGACAAGCGGUAUGCAGCUGCUGACUGAUGUAUCUACAUUUAGUUGGGCUCACCCGUAUUACAAGCGUCAGAUCGACUGUAAUCCAGGAGCGACAUACGCGCCUGGAAUGUACCCGACAUACGUGCCUGGAAUGGUCCCCACACCUGCACCCGGUAUGACCUAUGCACCAGGAAAGGUCCCAACAGGGGGCGGUGGUAGCCAACUUCAACAGGUCACUCAUACUAGAGAUUUCUUCCCUGAAACAUGGCUAUGGACAAACAUCACCGUUGGUGCCAGUGGCAAUGCUGUCCUCACGACCACUGUACCAGAUACAAUAACCUCUUGGUAUACCACGGCCUUUUCUGUCAACAAACAAUCUGGGUUGGGAGUAACUGAUGGACCUAGCAAGUUUGUUACCUUCCGUCCGUUUUUCAUCAACUUGAACCUUCCCUACUCCAUUGUCAGAGGUGAACAGGUUGUGCUACAAGCCAACGUUUUUAACUACAUGGGACAAGAUCUUGACGUUGUUGUGACACUGGAACAAUCUAGCGACUUUAAAGUGAUACUAAAUGACUCCAACGGACAUGUAACUUUUGUUGCCAAAGAAGUUGUUAAAAAUAUACAUAUUGUAGCCGGCCAGGCGGAAUCAGUGUUUAUACCUAUAGUCGCGGACAUCGUUGGCGUUGCUACCAUCACAGUUAAGGCACAAACACCAUUCUCUGCUGAUAGAGUGAAGCGAGAACUGAUUGUGGAAGCUGAAGGAACACCAAUGCAUUUCAACGUUCCAUUGAUUCUCAACAAGGACACCUCAGUAGAUGUUCCUCUAAGUUUCCCGCCAACUUUUGUAACAGAUUCCCAAAAGAUUCAAGUGUCAGCAAUAGGCGAUACAAUGGGUCCCACCAUAAAGAACCUAAAAAGUUUACUAAGAAUGCCAACCGGAUGUGGAGAGCAGACGAUGACCAGUCUGGCACCGGAUGUUUUCGUCUACAAUUAUCUACGAAAAACAAACAAGUUGAAACAAGAUAUUGCAGAAAUGGCCCUAGACUACAUGUAUAAAGGAUAUCAACGUGAGUUGACCUUCCAAAGAUAUGAUGGUUCUUUUAGUAUUUGGGGUCCCCGUGAUAGUGUAGGAAGCAUGUGGUUGACAGCGUUUGUGUUGAAGUCUUUCCACCAAGCACACGAGCACGUGUAUGUGUCAGAUUACGUUUUAAGUAGAGCAGCACAGUGGAUGCUCAAUUACCAGAACUACGACGGUUCUUUCAGACAAAUUGGAAGCGUACAUAGCUCUUCACUUAGGGGAGGAUCAAGCUCUGGUUAUAGUCUCACAGCGUUCGUGCUGAUCGCCCUUGCCGAAGCCGAGAAUACCAUCCAUAACAGUCCAUACCAUUUGUAUAACUACGCCAAUGGCGUCGUUAAAGCGAGGACGUAUUUAGAGAAUGCGGUCCGCUCAGACACUCUCAACGAUCCGUACGAGUUAUCCAUAGUCAGUUAUGCGCUCAGCAAAUCUGGAAGUAUCCACUCAUAUAAAGCGUGGACGAAACUUGAGAAAAUGGCUGUAAGAACUGGAGAUGGGAAAAUGUUUUGGAACUCGACAAGGCGACACCAGUUCAGUAGCUGGCAGUACAGUUAUUACCAGAGUCCACCAUUAGAGAUUGAGGUUGCAUCGUAUGCGUUAUUAUACCUUAUUGAUAGCAGGCAGCUUCAGACAGGCUUCCCCAUUCUACAAUGGUUAGUAGCUCAACGUAACUCGAGAGGAGGUUUCAGAUCCACACAGGAUACAGUUCUUGGACUGCAAGCUAUGUCGGAAUAUGGAUCAAUAUUCAAAGAUAACCUAGAUCUAACAAUUGACGUGGAGUCUGGUCCCUUUCACAAGAACAUUCAUAUAAACCAGAACGAGGCCAUGGUCCUAAAACUCCUCGACAUUCCUGCAAAUGCACUUGGUCCCCGCAUGAACAACAGUUUCAACCAUCCUCCAGCAGUGUCUUUAACUGGUCACGGAACCGGCUCUGCCUUAGUUCAAGUUUCAGUUACUUUCAAUGUAGAAACAGAAGUAUCCCUGCCAGCGUUUAACAUAACGACAACCAUUUUACGGGAAACACUUCGCUCGAUUGUCCUAAAGACGUGUACAAGAUACCUGCCACAGCGUUUCGUCAACCCUGGCAUGGCCGUUAUAGAGAUAGACCUUCCUUCCGGUUUCUCAGCUGAUUUGGAGAGUCCAGAUACGCACCUUGACAAAGUUAGAAAAUCUGAAAUCAGAGAUGAAAAGACCGUUGUCCUUUACUAUGAUCAGAUCUUACCAAACGUCUAUCCACAAACAUGUGCCACUGUAGAACUGAUCAGAACAGACCUUGUUGCCAAAACUAAACCUGCUGCCAUCCGGGUAUUUGACUACUACGAACCAGAUAACCGCGCGUUGGCAUUCUUCGAGUCCCAGCUUCUGAAAGACUCCUCUUACUGCGAUAUAUGUAGCUCGUGCGGUUGUCCAUAGAUAAAAUGAGCACACGUUUGAAACAACAACAACAACAAUAUCAAUAGAAUCAGAAUAGAAUAAACAGACAUUUGUGUUUAUAUGUACUCUUAAAGAUUAAAUUAUUAAAUUCGCAAAGAAAAAAAGAAACAAA
Molecule: messenger RNA, 4591 nt
Organism: Ruditapes philippinarum (Manila clam)
Lineage: Eukaryota; Metazoa; Mollusca; Bivalvia; Venerida; Veneridae
Product: CD109 antigen-like
Exons: 39
Coding region: 67-4458 (1463 amino acids)
Cellular component (GO): extracellular region
Molecular function (GO): endopeptidase inhibitor activity
Source: RefSeq, a predicted model, not a curated record